Prinia subflava (tawny-flanked prinia) is the source of this 11675-nucleotide messenger RNA. RefSeq names its product pleckstrin homology domain containing M3 (gene PLEKHM3). The transcript is spliced from 11 exons. The coding region runs from base 386 to 2716 and encodes 776 amino acids. Lineage: Eukaryota; Metazoa; Chordata; Aves; Passeriformes; Cisticolidae. The record is from RefSeq and is a predicted model, not a curated record.
ACCAGUGACUCCCCUGUGGCACAGCCAGUGAGCCAGCACCGCGCCCGUGAGCUUAGAGCUGUGCAGGGUGCUAGUGAGAGGUGGCCUGUGUACACCAGACGUCAAAAUUCAGGUUCUGCUGGAGAUCCUUCUGCUGCCCUGUGGCGAUACGGAUUCACGCAGCACGCUGCUCCCUGCAGCCUUCCCCCCUUAGGUACUCUUCAUCGCUAUGAGCUUGUUUCAUACAGGGACCAUAGCCCACAUAGUCAGAUCUUCCCUCUGAGGACAAAUUGAGUUAGUUACUUCCUACCACUAUGGGUUGGGCCUGGUGACUGUGUUUGCUCAUCACAUCUGAGUUAAUGGUGUGCCGAGGACAGAUGUGAGGCGGCACUUUAGCUCCAUAUUGAUGUGGUAUCUUAAGGCAUUGCGGCGCCUUGAGCCCACAGCAGCACAGGACAUGGAGGCUCUUGAAGUGGAUGAUAUUAGCCCUGCCUUGGAAGUGACUGAAGACUUUUUCAAUAGUUUUGAUACUAAGCUUGAAAAGAUUGUGCAGCCCUCUGAGGUGUAUGGUGUGCAGGAGGUCCCUGAACUGGUUGGGCAUGAGGUAUUUGAUCAGAUAACAGAGAGCAGGAACCUGAGGAAUGUCGCCUCCUUAGCCAAAAACAGCCUCAUCUGGGAUCACUGCAAAAAUGGCCUCUUGGAAACCAAAGCUCAGACAGCGUUCCCUGCCAAAGACCAACGCAUGGUGCAGAGGGGAACAGCUGCUGACAACCUUGCUUGGGCAGGGGAAGGGGAGACCACGGCUUUUAACAUCUUCAAGAUCUGCCAGCGGCGGAGAGAUCGGCCUCGCUCGGUGAAUGACAUCCUGGUGCAGAGUGAGGAAGCCCCCAUGUUCAAACCAGGUCACAACAGAUCACGCUCUGAUAUCAGCCAUGUAAACUGGAGAGUGGUCUUCACAGGCACCUCCCUGCAGCAGGCACCUGCACCUGGUCAGGACAAUAACUGCGCUCUGCUUUCCUACCUGGCAUUAACCAAGGGAGAGGACAUCCAAGGAAACACAGAACACCAGACAGUGUUCCCAAAUCUUCUGAAGAAGGGAUACUUGGAAGUUAGAAGAGACAAUGACAGCUACUGGCAAACCUGCUACGCUGAGCUCUCCCAGUACAAACUGUACCUAUAUUGCUUGGACAGCAGUGGCAACCAGACUCUUCCCACCGUGUAUCCACUCAUGCGUUUUCAGAGGGUCUCUGUUACAGGUGGCAUUGAAACCAAGGUGGUGGACACUGUCCUGUCAGACAGCUCACAGCUGCAGCUGAAGGCAGAGUCCUCAUGGGAGACUUUGGACUGGGGACAGAAACUUUGGGAAGCGGUGCGUGCUUCUGCGCCUGUGUUUACAAGACAGCAGGAGAAACUGGAGAAUGUGCCAAAGCCUGAAAACAACAGUGACCUUUCUCAAACUAAUGGAUUAUUAGAGAAGCCUAUGGAGCUCUUCCUAUCCAUGAAUUUGACUGAAAAUGCUAAAGAGCACCAAAAUAUUCUGAAAUCAGGGACUCUUUACAGGUUAACUGUCCAGAAUAACUGGAAGGCAUUUACUUUUGUCUUGAACAGGUCUUAUCUCAUGGCAUUCCAACCUGGUAGGCUUGAUGAAGAUCCCUUGCUGAGCUACAAUGUGGAUGUGUGCCUGUCUGUCCAGACAGAUACUCAGGAUGGCUGUGACUCUUGCUUUCAGGUCAUUUUUCCCCAAGAUGUGCUGCGCCUGCGUGCAGAGACCCGGCAGAGGGCCCAGGAGUGGAUGGAGGCCCUGAAAGCAGCAGCCAAUGCUACUCGAAGUUUAACUCAAAACCCACAGGUCACACUCAGGAGCAAACCUGCAGAUCGGCCCUUUGGGAACGAGCUCAGAAAGGCCAAGCGCCAGUCUGUGACCACCAGCUUCCUGAGCAUCCUGACCACGCUGUCUCUGGAGAGAGGGCUCACAGUGCAGAGCUUCAAGUGUGCAGGCUGUCAGCGCUCCAUAGGUUUGUCCCAUGGGAAGGCCAAGGUGUGCAGCUACAGUGGGUGGUACUACUGCAGCACCUGCCAUGUGGAUGACAACUUCCUUAUCCCUGCACGGCUGGUUCAUAACUGGGACACUUCCAAAUACAAGGUAUCAAAGCAAGCCAAAGAGUUCCUGGAAUAUGUUUAUGAGGAGCCAUUAAUUGAUAUCCAGCAGGAAAAUCCCAUGUUGUACAAUCACGUUGAACCCCUGGCAACUAUUGUCCGCCUGAGACAGCAGCUGAAAUCUCUGCGAGCCUACUUGUUCAGCUGCAGAGCAGCAGUGGCUGAAGAUCUGCGUAGAAGGAUCUUUCCCAGAGAGUAUCUUCUUCAGCAAAUCCAUCUUUAUUCUCUGGCAGACCUUCAGCAGGUUAUUGAAGGAAAGCUGGCUCCUUUCUUGGGAAAGGUGAUCAAGUUUGCCACCUCUCAUGUGUACAGCUGCAGCCUUUGUAGCCAAAAGGGUUUCAUCUGUGAGAUUUGCAACAAUGGAGAAAUCCUUUACCCCUUUGAGGACAUUUCUACAAGCAGGUGUGAAAGCUGUGGUGCUGUCUUCCACUCUGAGUGCAAGGUGAAGGCUGUACCAUGCCCCAGGUGUGUGCGUAAAGAAUUGCAGAAGAAGCAGAAAUCCUUCUGGAGGCAACUGAAUAUGGACGAGAACUUCGAAGAGUCUUGCAACAUGUUUGAAUUGUCAUAUCAGAACACAUGAGGUUUUUAAGGCAGUGGCCAGCCUGAAGAGAAUCCCUCUCCCAGCUGCCAGCUCAAGCAAAUUCUUGGCUUAGACAGGCAGAAAGUUUUUUGAAAAAUAUUACCUGACCUUCUUCAUCUGUGAAUAAGAGCUGCCAAAGUGGCCAUAAAGCCUUGUUGGCUUUGAAAUACCAAUGGCUAAACUGCAUUGAAGUCCAGCCGUUAGCUCUCAUACAAAAUGUGGUUUAUGAGAGUAUCUUUAGGUCUAGCUAAUUUAAGUACCCAACUUUCUUUUCCACCUCUGGAGAAGACUUUAUCUCAAGGCAGAAAAUAUUUGCUGCCAUGACUGCAUUAUUUUUUAUGUUGUUUGUUUAGAAUUGAUGAAUCAUCUACUUAUUUAUGUGUAUUAUUUAUUUAUUAGUAGCCUUGGCAGGGGCUUUGGUGAGGUGUUUCACAGAACCCAGUAGAGCAGGAAUUAUUUUAAAUCCACUGUCUCCUCCUGAUAUGGACAUGUGGUUCCAUUUCCUCAUGUUUUCAGAGAACUGUCUUAAAGGAUCAGUGCAUUUACAUUUUAAAGGAUCUCCUUGCCAAGGAAAGAAGAGGAUCUCCCAUUAAACCUUAUUUGGGGUGCUUACAAACAUAAGAUGCAGAAUAAUUCCUUCAGUUAUGUUUAUAUAUUUUUAACCACCCCAGUGAACUACUCCAUAUUCAGAUAACAUGGGACUUGUUACUCUUUUUGUUCAGCCAGGAAUAUCAGUUAAGCUCUGUCACUGAAGUCCUUUGAGAUUUGUGCUGGUUACUCUUGAUUUUUGGGAGGCUAUGUCCUUGUCUGUCGUAACAUGAUGUUGGUUCUCCUUCUUCCAGUCUGAAACUUCAGGGCAUUUUAAGUGUUCACAUUGGUUUUCUUUUUAUUUCAUGAAGUUUACAUCAAAUGUUUUUCUAAUCUGUUAAACUGAUAGUCAGGAAAGCGGUCUUGCCCAUUUUAGUUAGCAAAUACCUCCAAAAUUGUGAAACACUAGUUUGCUGGUUUCAUAUGAAACUUGUGUCCUGCAUUCUCUUAGACUCCAAGGCAUUUAUAGUUCUGUAAUGACUUCCAUGGUGGACAGUGAAGUUCCAGAAGGUAGGAUUCUGUUCCACACACCUGGAACAUAGGGAAGUAUUAAACACAGUGAAUUAUUUUGUAAAGGGAAGUACAUGAUGGAUUUAACUGGGAGGUGUGUGUCAUUACUGGCAGUAUGUUUAAUUCAUGGCGAGUUCACCUCCAAUGAGCAGCUAAAUUGUCUUCCCCCAUUUCACAUUCCUGACUCUUUUCCACACCUUGCAGUGAUAAGUGUAUUACAUACCUAUGAAACUAUUCAUAUAUAUACACACACACACACUCACAUAUCUAUUUACAGAAAGCAAAUAUGAUUUCAGGAGAAUAAUGCCAGUUGCAUGUGUAUUUUCCUCUUGUCUCACAUAGGUUUGUGAAAAUAUGGAGUACUGAUUUUUGCUUCCUAUAUAAUCUACAGACUGUUGUAUUCAAGGCAGAAAGCAGUUUUGAUUGUUGAAGCAUCUCACUAAUUGCUGAAGUAUAUUAAAUAAAAGAACAGGGUACAUCAUACUUACAUUAAAAGGUAAAAUGCUACGAGUUGCCUUGUACUGGAAUAUAAGUGGUUACCUUUUCCAGCCUCCAGUCAAAGAAAAAGUAGCUUUCUCAAAUUUGAAUGCAACUACUAUAUAGAAGCAUGUUUAUAUAUGUAUACAUUAGACAACCAGUGCCUUUCUUUUCCAGAAAUCCUUCUUUCAUUGGGAUUUUUUAGAAGGAAGUGAGGGUUUUUCCAUGUUCUUGGCAAAGUGCUUGGCAAAGGGAUUCCCAUACUUAAUAGACCUGGUGAAUCAUGCACCUUUGUCACUAAAAUGAAUACUUCCCAUACACAAUGGUGUCUCUGUCUCAGCUCACUGUUCCUCAUGUGAAAUGAGUUGCUUUUGGCUAUCACCCUUAAAGGUAUAAUGUUCCUUGCAAAUCCAUUCCCAUGCAAAGAAUUCCCUGUGUGUUCAGAAAUGCAAACACUGGGGAAGUACUGUGGAAUUAGUCAGGCAAACAGGAACUGCACUGGUAUUGGCUGAAUAAACAGAACGCUCCCAUGUUUUUCAGCUUGUGUCACUACAAUUACUCCUGUGGCAAAACCAGUAGCUCUGAAACUGUCAGCAUCUGGCAGGUACUAUUUUGAAUUAUCUGUAGACAUAAUGUUAGGUCAUUAAAGAAAAAAUGGUGGCAUUUUUCAUAUCAUAAUGCUCUGGUAUUUAUGAUACCUCACAGUGCUGGUUCAUGUCCAGCUCAAUUUAGAGAAGACUGCUUGAGUGCACUGUCAAAAACCAUAUGGAGUCAAGGAAUCAAGGUUCAGACCUUGCAAAAUAUUAGUUACAUUCACAUAUGUCCUAUCUCCAAAGUACCAGUCAUGUGGGUGGUUAGAUAUUGGAAUUGAAUUCUAGAAUAACAACAUAGACAGCAUUGGAAUUGUUCUGGGUUUGUGCAGGUAUUACAGAACAGUUUCUUUGCUAACAGAGAUUUAAAGGAUAUAAAGAGUAUGAUGUUGGCAAAACUGCUGAAAUUAGCCAUGGGUCUGAAACCACUGCCAUUACCAAUGACACAGGGCAAGAGCAUGUUAUGAUAUUCUGUCAGUGCCCAGAGCUUUAUGUGAAAGGAUCCUGUAAAGUACAGAUCAUGUGAUCAUGUUAUUUACUUUAAAAUCCAGUGUUGUUGUAAACCAGCUAGUUCCUAAAAUGAGUAGACAUUAAUUUUUACUUUGGAAAAGUAGCUCUAGGAGCAGGCUGUAAUGUGCAAGACAAUGUCCUCUCAGGGAUGCCUAGCUCCUAUCCAAAAAUAGUUAUUCCUUAUGAAUGGGUAAGAUAAAGUACUCUGUCACAAAUUUUUGUAAGCAUAAUGAAAGGCUUACUCCUGCCUUCAGUGGAUUUUCUUGCAGGAGCCAUCUGGAAGCAGGAGCCUUAGCCUGGGGUUCUGCAUGAGGUUUGGGUUUCAGACAGCGCUGUACCCUUGCAUGGUUGUCUCUGCUGUACUGACAGUGCUCCAUGCUGGUCCCCACUGCUAUUCUCUGCCCAUUUUGCAGCCCACAGCCUGCACAUGGCUCUGCUCUGCAGACUUCUGGAUGAGCAUCAGCUGGUAAAGUUCCUGGGGGCUUUGCAGAUUGCACGGCUCUGCCCACACCCUCCCUGCCAGCCCAGGUGAAAUUAUGUAUUAGUACUGCAGUCUUGUCCUACCCACGCAUGAAAUAAACUGGAAUGAUGCCAUUUCAUUGUGAAUCAAGAAUGAAAUAUGCUGUUUGUCCUCUUCAAAGAGAGAUGCUUUCAUAGCUGACUGAGAAGGAAUUGGUCUGUAAUCCAGUUACUGCUUUUGCUUUGUACAGAACUUGGUAUCAGUGUAAAAAUAGGAUGCUUAACUGCAGUGGACCAUAGCUUCACUCUCUACAGGUACUUAUAGUUGUAGUCUGAUAUUAUUUGAAUUUAGGACACUAUUGAGAUCCUUAUUCAGGUCUCUUUUCCUCUUUACCCUUACCAUCUACCUUUCCUUUAAUUGGAAGAUGGACCUACCUAGGGGAUGCAAAAUGCAGCUUUUUUUGUAUUGUCAAUAUAUAAAAAGAGAAAUUUAUAUUUCUUGUGUAGGAAUCCUCCUAUUGCUUUUCUUGGUUUUUGUCUGUCUUACGUGGUGGAAAAUGAUGGAUUUGUGAUAUGACAAAAUAUCCUGGCUGGCACAUACCAACAUGAGCUCUGCUGGGAUUGAUAGGAAUUGGCAGGUGGGAGGAAAGAUACUUUUUCGAGAGCAACUUAAGAUUUUGGCACAGGCUCUGAUGGCCCUGUUAGGAGUGAAUCAUCAGGGUAUCACUAGAGCUCCUCUUGUCAAGGCUUCUCUUACUAUUAGGAUAGUGUGUGUAUUACAGUAGAUGGAUGAUAAUGUCUUGGAAGAUUUUUAAAAAGAGCAGAGGAUGUCUGUUUACAAUGAAAAGGGGAAGCUGCCUAGUUGAAUUUUGCAUUUUUCCCUGUAGCAACAGAAGCCACCGAGUUUGCUAGGCUUCCCAAAGGUCACUGCCUGGAUUGCAGCUGACUGUUGAUCUGUAUAAAAGAAAUUAAUUGAAUAAUCAUUAUAAUCUUCUAAUUUUUUUCUGUCGCUCAGUUGCAAGCCAGUCUCCCCUCUCUCUCCACUGUCUCUGUCCGUGUCCUUACUCACAGUACUGAGCCUAUAGCCAGAGUUGGAGCUUCAUAGCUCUUUGUGUUGCUUUUGAACCAGUUGAGUCCAGUCAUUCUCUCCUUUGUGACUUGCCUUCCAAUUUUCCCUUCCCAGUAGGAGUGCCUUACAGUACUGUAUAUUAGCAUCUCUCUUCCUGUUUCGGGUUUCCUGAUUGCAUCUGCUGCUUUAUUAACUUGUAGACUUAAACUGAAACUCUCCUGUGCUGUGCCUGCUCUUUUGCAGGAGCACCUGAGUAAAUCAGUUUGUUUGUUCUGCCCUCAUGAAGUGAACUCUACAGGCUUCAUAUACCAGCUCUGAAGACACCAAGCUAUGUGGGAACUCCUCACUUCUGCUCAUUUUGGUGCCUUAAAUUUUGAGAAGUGAAUAAUUUUUUUAGAAAUGCUCUGCCAUGAUGCAAUAUGUUUGGCAUUGGAGCUUAAAACCCUUGCUCAUGACAGUUUUCCAUCUUGCUAGGAAUGGUAACCAUUAAACUUGUUUACUAUCUAUGCUUUGUGAGGGCAUUAUGAGAGAGGAUAGCGUGGAAAUGGUAUUGGUUCUUAUUAUGUGUGUUUUUGAGACUAGCUGGGCUGCUUAGCCUGAGAUGCAGUUGUGCAAGACCUUCAGAAGCUGUGCAUAUAUAAAGAUGUCAAGUAGAGAGAAUUAAAGCAGGGUCACAUGCAGUUUUGCUCCUCCUGGAACCCCUGGCCAUUCCACACAGCGUGGCCAGGGACUCCCACUCAGAGCUCCCUGCUCACUUGCACAGCUGGGUCCAGUGCUGUGGGAGUGGAGGAAUUUCCCCAAAGCUCAAUUAUAAUGCAGCCUGGCUCCCUGAAGGCUGACCCUGUGAGGGUUUGGUCAACCUUACUUUAAAGAGAGGGUUAACCCAUUGAAAUCUUAGCAUUAUUUGCUGAAGUAUGUGGCAUGUGUCAGCCUGGGGCACAUGUCCAUUCUAACUGUGAUUUUAUAAGUCCACAUUUGACACCAGUAGCAGGAAUCCCAUUUGACAGUAGCAGUGCUGUUACUGCAUUUUAGCAGUACAGUGAGGAGACAGUCUGAAUAAUAAUGUGCAAAGUCCUUCUUUACUUGAAAACCCUGGUGUGGCCAUGAUGGCUUGAGUCAUACCUUAAAAUGCCAAUUUCACCCAAAUUCCUUGGGGUGGUCAUUAAUACAAAUUGCAAAGAUGCUACUUGCAGUCAGCAUCAGAGAUACCUAGGUCUGGAGAGCUAUCAGCAGGACCAAAGUGUGUUAGACUUUGUGCACAAGUGUCAGGGGCUCAAUUGUUUAUUUAUUCCUGCCUAAUCCACAUGUUGAACCUUAUAUUAUAAGGUACAUAUAACCUAUUAUAAAUCCUUGAAUACACAGCAUUGUUUUGGUGGAAAAAGGGUUUGUUUCCGUUUUGCUUAUGCACUUGUCUACCAAGUUGAUUUUGUUUAACUAAACUGUGCUUUCAGGCUGAUUUUUAAUUAAUACCUGUGAUAGCAAGUUACCUUAUAUGAGUCUGCUAUACUUCCGGUAAGCAAAAGUAAAUUCAUGAGCAAAAUGUGUGUUUCAUAGGUAUUAAGUGAUAGAGGCAGCUUCCAAAUCAACUUUAUUUCAGUCAAGGCAGUAAAAAGCCAGGAAAAGCCAGAUGUGAGCAGCAGAGCACAGUGGCUGAUGUGGUGCCUGGCAGCCUGAGCUUUCCUUCCUGCCAGAGCACCAGCUCACCUGCACCACUUACAGUGAAUUUCAGCAUUGCUGGCAGUGCACCCUGAGUUUUUGGAAUACCAUUGUGUGUGUGUGCUACUCUGUUAACUUAUUUGCAACAUUGUUAUGUGUGUUUCAUUGUUUUUGUGUUUACAUUUUUUGGUUUGUUGUUUUUUUUUUUACUUUUGACAAGGAUUAUUUUUUUAAAUUAUCUGCAGCUACUGAGCAAUAGUCUUAAUUUAUUAUUGAUAUGUAAUGAUGUUAUAAUUUAAAUCCAUUGAGUUGAAUUGCUUGUUAACACUUGAGCAGGGUUUAUUUGGGUUCACUUGUGACUGCAUCAGAGCACUGGUCCCUCCUGUAUAAAGGCAACUCUCAAUAAACACUAAAAAAAAAUCUUACUUCUCCUUUUUAAUUUGCCUUCUGGUGAGUACUGUAUCAUGGGUAGGGCAAGCUUUGAAAGAGUGAUUGUUUUCUUAAAAAUGCUUCUCUGCUGGUUAAAGUCUUUUGAAGCUAAGAAAAUGUGAUACUUACUUUUCCCUGAAAUCAGCCAGGAGGGCCUCUGGAAGUAUUGUUGAUGUCUACAUCAGGCUCUGGGGGCUUGGAUUCCCGGUUAAAUCUUGUGGUUUUGGAAAGCCACAAAUUGCUUGAUUUUUAAUAGUGCUGACCCCUGCCACAAGCUCCCAGGGCAGCUUACUGUGGCUUUGAGGCACCCUUGGAUACAGAGCUCCUGGGAGGCUUGCAGGAGGCAGCUGCUCACUGUGUGGACCUCUGCCAGAAGUCAAGGUCAAGUUCAAGGUCAUUGAAUUCUUGCUAAGGAAGGCAUCUCCCAGGUGAACUGAGGGCUGGAAGGGCAGGAUUUUGCCCAUGUUAUAAGGGUUCUCACACCUAUGGAUGUAGGAAUAGGCAAGAUUCUUCUUGUUGUUGUUUCUUCCAGUGCACCUAAGGAGCUUCUGCAGCUCAUUGAAUCUGGGUUUGAUGACUAAAGAUUGCAGCACAGAGCUGUGGUGGAGCUCAUGGGCCUAAACCCACAGCCUGAGACUCCCCAGAGCAUUCCACACCCAGCCCUAUGCUCUGGCAGCUUUCAAAGAGAAGGAUGUAUCCCCUCCUUCACUAUUCCUGCCCCUCCUCAGGAAGACCAGAAGCCCAUCAGGAAUGUCAAUCCUCUCUCCUGCAGGAACUUUUGGACUUCAUCUCUGUGAUGAAAUCAGCUACAAGCGAUGAGUUAAUGUUUGACCGGGACCACACAAGCUACACAAGGAAACCAUGUGCAAGACCUUCCCCUCUUCCUUAUUUGCUUUACAAGGAACCACUGCAUCCCAGCUGAAAAGGCCUCAAUGAGUGGAAGGUAUGUCUGUGAGGACACAUAUUGUCAGUCCAUGCCCGUAUCCUCUGGGCUGGAGCCAGGAGCAGGGAUUAGAGGAACUCCCAAGCAGACCUGUUUAGCAUGGUGGAGCUUCAUGGACACUCCUGCACAUGCAUAAAAGGGCUAGAAGAAGAGACAUCAAAAAGAGCAAGAUGUACACUCCAGCACUCCUGGCUUUGCUGACCCCACUUCAGCCAUCUCAGAAUUAUUUGCAGCAACGCUUCAAGUAUGUUCCUCAGACAGACGAGCACUCGGGGCCAGCUGAGUGAAGAUGUACAUUGUAUAAAAUCACUAAUUAUGCUUUCCCAAAAGCAGAGCUGGCACAGUCCUGGAUUUUGAGACAAAGAACUCCCAGGCAAUGGGUAUGUAUAAAACAAGUAACAGUGGUUACUGUUACAGAUGUGAAAUAAUUUGAAUAAUAAAAAUUGUUUUGGUGCAGAAAACUCCCUCCUUUUUAGAAAUACAGCCCCAUACCUAGAAGUAAGAAAACUAGAUAUUCCUCCUCCUAAAGAGUCCCAAAUGAGUAAUUACUUACUGUUUUUUAAACAUUAGUUUGGGCUGAAUCCAGGGAAGAGAGCUUGGGGCAAGAACACUGCCCCCUGACAUAGGCAGCCUCCCAGUGCUGUGUGCAGAGCUCUGCCAGCUCAGUGUGCCCUGUGCUAGGGCUGGCUGGCACUGCUCAGGGCACAGCACUGUGACUGAACUCAAACACACACAAAGCGUGUCAGGAAAGCAAGGCCAGGAAGCCUGGUGUUUUAAGCUGGACUUGUAUCGUUUCUACCUGUGAUAACAAGAGAAGUAGGAGAACAAGCUAGCAAAUAGAAUUAAAACAAAAAUGUUGACAUUUCAAAGCUCUGAGAUAGAGCUUAGUGAGAAGGAAUUUAACAAAAAAACUAACGGGCCAACUACAAUCCACAUAAACACACCCCCAGCCCAGUAUGAGGAUGAAUAUCUUCCCAUACUGCAGGAUCUGGCUUAAAGCCGAGUGCAGCAAGAAAAGACAGCAGAUCCAAAAUUUCUGAAAAACUGAAACUGACAUCUAAGACAAAAAUACAUCUGAGGAACAGCCUCACAAAAACAAGCAGUAAUAAGACUGAGGACUUUGUUUUCAGCACUGGAGGCACAUCUCAGAACCCACCCAGAAGGAUAAGCUGUAGCAGUAGCUCUGUAACACAGGCAGCCACAGCUACCCACACAAACAACUGCUAGCAGCAGCACUGGGAGUUCAGAGCUUGAGAUGUUUAGGCCUUAACUGGAUACACAAGCAUACAUGAAAAUCACAAGCUAUGGUUCACCUUGCAAUUCUUCAAAUUCUAAAACAGAAAAGGCAAGGGACAAAUUUAGUUCACUUUUUUCCUUCUAAAAAACUCUUUUGAUAAGACUAUAAAUUGGGCAGUUUUGUUCCAUGGCUCAUCACUGAGAUAAAGAAGGUAAAGAAAACUAACUUGGAAGUCAGUCACACAAGUCAUUAACAUUAUUAAUACAGAUUUGUCUCAAAGUAGGGUAAUUAUCCUAAGUUUCUUGAGGUAAAAAAGAGAAUGAGGCCAGACACUAAAUAUCCACCUUAUAUAUAAAUCAUAGCAAUAGAGAGGUAUUUUUUCAGCAUGAUCACAAAGACUGCUAUUUAAAAAACCACAAACAAACAAACAAACAAAUCACACACAAAGAAAAACCAAAAACCCUACCACUGUAGAUUACCCAAACCUUGCA